AUGGCGACCGGUGAGAGGCGAUCAAAUCUCAGGUUGCUCAGGACGUCAUUGAUUCUGGACCAAGGCGACACACGCACUCGCCAUGGAGACUGUCUCAGACUGUGUACUUACAACGCGAGAACAGUUUCCACAGACGCCGACCUGCAUGCCCUUCUCGGAGCUGCAGAGCGUAUCAAAUUUCACGUGAUUGCUCUGCAGGAGACCAAGUGCAGAAGGAGCGACGUACGACAGAUGAAGGACGGUACACUCGUCAUUCGUGGAGAGAAGGUUCCAUCGCGAAAUGUAGGCGGUGUUGGUUUCGUUGUGCACCCAUCUGUCGUCCAUCUCGUCGAUUCUCACGAGAUCCUGUCACCUCGUCUGGCCAUUCUUCGCCUCCGCCUGUGGCAAAAAUCCAUCAGUAUCAUCAACUGCUAUUCACCAACAUCAGCAGCUGAUGAUUCCGAAUUGGACGCGUUUUACGAGGAGCUGGAGGAAGUAGUCCACAACGAGAAGUCCUUUUACAAAUUCGUUGUCGGAGACUUCAACGCAAAACUAGGAAAGGCCACAGAAGAGGAAUACAGGAUUGGAAGAUUUGGACUAGGGGACCGGAAUGAAAAUGGCAAUCGUCUCGCCGGACUGUUGUCCGCCGCUCGCCUCUUUCAUGGGAACUCUCUUUUCAUGAAAAAAGAUCAUCGUCGGUGGACAUGGGAAUCGCCCAAUGGCGCGACUCGUGCGGAGAUCGACCACAUACUCACCAACCGGAGGUGGUGUCUACUUGACGUCUCAGUAGUACCAUCCUUUUGUAGUGGUUCUGAUCACCGUCUCCUUCGUGCGAAAAUACGACUUAGCCACACGAUGGAAAAGAACAUCUGCUAUUGGCAACAAAGGAGAAAAGAAGUCGUCUACGACGAUUGCGUACUCGAGGACUCCUUGUCCCAAGGUGACCGGCACAUCGAGGAGGACCCAAACGUGGACUACGAGAUGCUGCUCAGAGGAUUACGAGCCUGUGCUGAACGUGCCUCGAAGUCGCGCACGACAAACUUGGAUCGAAUUUCGAAGACCACCAAGGAAUUGUUAGGAAGAAGAAGGGCUUUGAGGCUUGAUCCGAAUGCAUCGCACAUUGAGCGGUUAGUAGCAAACACUAGCUGCAGAAAAGCGUUGCAGGAGGAUCUUUUGAAGUACAGGCAGAAGAAGAUUCUAGAAGCAGCACAAAGAAGAACGAGUCUAAAGAAGUGCCGCAGGGAUCUCCGCGAAUAUAAUAUUCCGCUAGCAACCUUGCUGAGCGAAGACGGGACUCGCACGUCUUCUCGUCGUGAGAUGGAAAUCAUUACGGAGAGGUUCUCCUCGAACCUUUUCCGUUCAUCAACUCCUGUGUCAAGCCCAAUCAUCCUCACUGGCGAAGCUCCACCACGGAUUCUCCCUUCGGAAGUACGAGUCGCUAUCAAGAGCAUGAAACCUGGCACAGCCCCCGGACCUGAUUUUAUAUCAACAGACUUUCUUCGGGCUGGUGGCCAUCCGCUUCAUGUAAUCUUAGCAGCGCACAUGACAUCCUACCUUCAGAAAGAAAGGAUCCCAGACCAGUGGAAGACCUCGCGAACCGUUCUUAUCCAUAAGAAAGGUGAUCGAGAGGACCUUCGGAACUACUGUCCGAUAUGCUUGCUGAGCGUGUUAUACAAAGUAUUCACCAAGAUCAUCCUCGCACGCAUAUCUAGGACGCUGGAUGAAGCCCAGCCUCAAGAACAAGCUGGAUUCCGCCAAGGCUUCAGCUGCUUGGACCACAUCCAGACCGUGUCGAGAGUCAUAGAGGUUUGCCGGGAAUACCGCCUGCCUCUUGUUCUAACCUUCGUCGACUAUGAGAAAGCCUUUGACAGCGUAGAAACGAAUGCAAUACUGUCAGCGCUGGUCGAUCAAGGUGUGGACGCGUCGUAUGUGAGGACAUUAGCCAAUUGCUACGAACGAUGCACGACUAGGAUACAGCUUUUCCACCGCCCUCUCGCCAUACCCAUUGGAAAGGGGAUACGACAAGGCGAUACUAUAUCGCCGAAGUUUUACGGGUGCAUUGCAAUGGACAAUGAAAUCACUAUCCUGGGAAGAAAGGGGCAUACGUGUUGA
This is a messenger RNA of Necator americanus (New World hookworm), 2091 nucleotides long. RefSeq lists its product as uncharacterized. The transcript has a single exon. Bases 1 to 2091 code for a protein of 696 amino acids. Gene Ontology annotation, molecular function: catalytic activity. The record is from RefSeq and is a predicted model, not a curated record. NCBI's taxonomy places the organism in Eukaryota, Metazoa, Nematoda, Chromadorea, Rhabditida, Ancylostomatidae.